Entrophospora candida is the source of this 747-nucleotide messenger RNA. The record is from the annotation of a GenBank genome assembly. Lineage: Eukaryota; Fungi; Glomeromycota; Glomeromycetes; Entrophosporales; Entrophosporaceae.
AUGAUAAAAAAAGAAGAACAUGAAAGACUAUUGAGAAAUAUAGAGUCUGAGAUACGUUCACUUAGAGACUUUCAAACAUCUGAUUCCCAAGAUUUAACGCAAAUGGUAUGGAAAAAUACACUAGAAUACAGAAAACAAAGCAAAAAUUACAAUGUUUAUUUGUUCAUUGAAAAAAUUGAUGAAGAGUAUUGUAAUUCCACCAUUGCCGGGAAUGUAAUUACACGAUUCACUAAUUAUGGGCUAUUUCAUGUAGGCCUGGAAAUAGAUGGUAUCAUUAUAGAGUGGGGUUAUGGUUCUGCAGGCUCAAGCAUUGUGUGUCCAAGAGUGGAUGCCAAAAGAAUGUUGACUUAUGUGCGAGUAAAUUACGAACAAAUAAAUUCUGAAUCCAGUCCCCUAUCGUAUAUUUUAUCAGGAGCAGUUAUUUCUUUAGCCAGUGUUGUAGUCGCUUUAACUGGUGGCAUUGGUUUAUUUUUCACUGUAUUGGGAGUGAAUGCAUUAGCCGUAAUUUUAGUUGCUUCAUAUAGUAUAAUCUACCACUUAGGAACCAUAAAGAAGGAUAGACUGAAGCAAAUCGCUGAAAAAUGUGUUCGUUAUAAUAAAACUCAUGGAUAUAAUCUUAUUACAAACAAUUGUCAACAUUUUGUGGAUGAGGUCUUAGAAUCUAUUGGCUUAAAAUUUAAGCCGGAAGGAGAAUUCAAGGAAUUUAUGGAUAGAAUCAAAUAUAAUAAUGAUGAUGAUUCGUUCUGA